Messenger RNA from Fusarium keratoplasticum, 1461 nucleotides. RefSeq lists its product as uncharacterized. The transcript has 5 exons. Lineage: Eukaryota; Fungi; Ascomycota; Sordariomycetes; Hypocreales; Nectriaceae. The record is from RefSeq and is a predicted model, not a curated record. The coding region runs from base 1 to 1461 and encodes 486 amino acids.
AUGUAUGCCCAGCUUGCCAGACCAUUCACCAAUGCCAUGCGGCAAACUGCGUCAAUUUCCAAUCACCAAGCCUGUAGGUCCGGAGGAGGCUGUCAGGCCAGCGUCUCCUCACUUUAUCUAAUUUGCCGAGUCCUCCGAGCCUGGUCUCAAGGUAGUGACCAGCACUGGCCCCCAAACGCAGUCAUCUUGGCGUCGCAAAUUCUUCUCAAAGGUCGUUUUCAUUGCACAUUUACCCACCUAUCCUUCCCAGCGCGUAGCAGACUAGGCUGUCGAGUAUCUGGUGACUGCCAGGCUCCCCGACGUAGGACAGGGUGCCGCCCUCCCCCUCACCCCCGUGUCUUCUUUACCAAAUCUCCCCCUCCCGGUACUUUCUCUUCGUGUCAUCUUCGCUUCCACGAAGGCAUAUUCAACCAAGAAAUUCCUUCCACUUUGUCAGAGGGAAUGACAGAGCGAAACUUGCCCGUGAGUUUACGGGAGCAAAUGAACGACGAUCGAGAACUCUUCAUCUUUCAUGAGUGGUUUCAAGACUACUCGGGCACAAUGGGGUCCCCUGCAGUUGCACUCCAAUUUUACGACAAGGACACCUCUCGCUUUGCACAAACAUUGGAGAACCAGAGUUUGAGAGCCGCAAUCCAGAGGUACAAAGAGACACAGCCCAAGAACGACUUUUGGGAAAACUUCAACCCCGAUUCUUGCUCAUGGGAUCAAGUUGUCGCUGAGCUUGACGAGACUACAAGAUUUUAUCGAACCAAAGCAGACGGGAACGCCAUUCGGCGCUCCUUUCGUGGCCUAGGGGUUUCAAGGAACAUGGGACCCCUCCUAGAAAGCAUCCCUCAAGACAACGGCCUAGGAGUUCUCAAGGGAGGACUGCUAAUUAUCUUUAACGCAGUCAAGAGAAGGGCAGACACGUGUGAAAGAAUCUUUGAAAGCUUCGAGCACAUACCUAGUUGCAUCGAGGAUGCCGAGCAGCUACGUCAGACUUAUUCCCGAGAUGAAUCCGUAUUCUCGGCCGUCGGUAAUCUCUACAGUCAACUUGUCAAGGCUAUCCCCCUUCUCAUAGAUGUUCUCUUGCGCAAGAGCAACAACUCCAAAAUCAAGAAACUUGGCAAAUCCGUUUUCGGUGAUUCUUUGGCCGAGGUUGAUGGCAUCCUGAAGCCAGUGAAGAACGCAGAGGACAUGGUAAAACAGUGCCGGUUGCGCUUGGACACAAAGGGUAUUGCCAAGAACUACCAAUGUCUGCAGGGGCUGCAUGUUGAGGUUCAUUCUGUCAAACAACAUAUUGACCAAAUCAACCAAAGAUUCACGACCAUGGAAGAAAGGUUCGAGACUUGUAGGGCUGAAGAUAAGGAGGAGCGCCGCAGGCUCGCCAGUCAGCCUAUACAACUAGUGGGGGAUCUCAAGAACGUGCUGUACGCUUUUUUCCAAGAGGGGCGACGAGUCGAGCGACUGUCCUUGGGUUAG